Messenger RNA from Alnus glutinosa, 1146 nucleotides. Its product is annotated as zinc finger BED domain-containing protein RICESLEEPER 2-like. Gene Ontology annotation, molecular function: protein dimerization activity. The coding region runs from base 1 to 1146 and encodes 381 amino acids. NCBI's taxonomy places the organism in Eukaryota, Viridiplantae, Streptophyta, Magnoliopsida, Fagales, Betulaceae. The transcript has 4 exons. The record is from RefSeq and is a predicted model, not a curated record.
AUGAUAGAGAGUGCAUUGACUCAGUGGGGGAUUGAUAGUGUGUUCACUAUUACAGUCGAUAAUGCCUCAGCCAAUGAUGUGGGGAUUGAGUAUAUGAGAAAAAGGAUGAAGAACAAGAGUCAUACUGUUUUAGGAGGAGAUUUUCUUCACAUGCGUUGUGCCACUCAUAUUUUAAACCUUGUUGUGCAUGAAGGCUUGAAAGACUUAGGUGACUGUGUUACUAAUAUAAGGAACGCAGUGAGAUAUGUGAGGUCUUCACCGGAGAGGAUGUCAAAGUUUAAAGAGUGUAUAGAGCGGGAAAAAAUUAAAUGUAAAAACAUGGUGUGUUUAGAUGUUCCAACUAGAUGGAACUCUACAUAUUUGAUGUUGACCACAGCUGAGAAGUACCAAAGAGCUUUUGACCUAUUGGGGGAGGAUGAGCAUAAUCAUUUUGUUGUUCCUCAACCUAUUGAUUGGGAAAAUGCUAGGGCAUUUGCGACAUUUUUGCAAACUUUUUAUGAAGCUACAUUGAAGUUCUCUGGUUCAACUCAUGUCACUUCCAAUUCAUAUUUUUUGCAACUUUGUAUUAUUCAAAAUACUUUGAAUGAUGGUUGUCUCAGUGAAGAUGAGGUCUUGAGUUCUAUGAAGGCAUUGGUGUUUUGGUUGAAAAAAUGUAAUGGGCCUAUGUGGGCGGAUCAAAUAGAGGCAAAAGUGAGAGACCUCCUGAAUCGUUUAAUUGAGCAAUACAAUAAGUUUCAUGGGAGGGGAGUAGGGGAGUCAUCUAACAUUGUUGAAGAUACAAGAAGAGUAGAUGUCAAUCCUAUUUGUGGUGAUGGAGAUAAAGAGACACAAUAUAGGAAUAUGUUUUCCCAACACCUUGUCGCAGAGAAUGACUUGGAAUCCAUAGCUCGUGAUGUAUUGGCCAUCCCUAUUUCCACCGUUGCCUCUGAGUCUGCCUUUAGCAACGGAGGACGUGUAUUGGAUACCUUUAGGAGUUCAUUGUCUCCGCUUACCGUUGAGGCCUUGAUUUGCACACAAGACUGGUUGAAGAAUCGCCCAAUGAUCUAUGAGGAAGUGUUUCAGGACUUUAUGGAAAGCUAUGAUGAACCUGAUGGGCCUAAGAAUCAACAUUCUCAUUCAAUGACGACUGACACAUCUUAUUCCUAG